This is a messenger RNA of Aspergillus viridinutans, 729 nucleotides long. RefSeq lists its product as uncharacterized. The record is from RefSeq and is a predicted model, not a curated record. The transcript is spliced from 4 exons. Lineage: Eukaryota; Fungi; Ascomycota; Eurotiomycetes; Eurotiales; Aspergillaceae. Bases 1 to 729 code for a protein of 242 amino acids.
AUGGAGGCACCAGAUUUCCUAACGAACGUGGUUGACGCACUUGCGUGUCUGCGGUGGAGAAAUACACCGCUUACGCGUGCUUACCUCUGGACAGUCGAAGGGCCUUUAGCAGACGCAAAGCUAAAGGUCCUCUUGACUUCGGUUAUUGCACUUGAAGCUGGGAUGACAGUAGUUCCACGGGAAAAGUUUUACAAAGAGGAGCCCCCAAUCGUACUACGCCCUAAAGUCGGUAUAACGGUCGACGUGCAAUGCCAUGGCAGACCUCGGAGACUAAAGAUUCGCGCUCCUUGGACUAUCUGGCAUGGUGAUGAGGAAGAUGCAGGGGUAAGCAUCGUUAUAUUUCAAACUGAGGUGGGCUAUAACGCAGAGGCAGAAAGCUGCUGUUUGGCAUACAUGGGAGCAAUACACAGAGCCCGAAAGGCCAUCCACCAAGAUGCAUGCAUCUACGGCAUUGCUACGGAUGGUCAACACUGGAUUUUUAUCCGGAUCGACAAUGAGUCCAAGUUUUCAAUUGGAUACAACAACCACGCUUUAGACCAAGUGUAUACGAUUCUAAGAACCAUGGUGCGUCAUGCGAUGCACUUGGCGUCGCAGAGAGUGGCCGCAUCGACCACUGAAAAAUUGCCUUCCUCUAUUCGAUUCUAUGAUCCCUACAAGAAGACGCCGCCUGAGCCGGACAUUGAUACUGAUACUGAUACUGAUACUGAGUCUGAGUUUGAGUUUGAGUGA